AAAGGACCUUUAGGACCCCGGUAACUGUUCAAGUCUGUGAUAGAGAAUAUGUUCAUCCAAAGUUAUGGCCAAUUUAGCAAGAUAAUCAGCCACUUUGUUGGCUUCUCUAUAGUACUGGGAGAAGGUGAAAUCAGCACUGUCGAUUAAGUUAGCAAUAUCCUCCACAAUAGUUUUCAAGUUGAGGUUGUGAGAGGUUCAGUUCUUCAUCAUAUAUGGAUUUUAUAUUUUAUAAUCCAAUAGUAGUGUAGAGAUUUCUAUAUUAUUGUUAGUAUAUUUUAUCAUAUUGUAGUAAGUAAUCUACCCGAUUUUCCAGGCAAUUAACUCCAGUUCUCAUACUAGUUUUUUUUUUUUUUAAUUCCAAGUCACAAUUUUAUUACCACUUUGUCAAAAAGUUACAGUUUGUAGAGGGAGGGGAUAGCCUGGCCCUCUAGAACACUUUGUGGGUCUGAAUCAGACCCUCUAAUUUGAGGAAAAUGAGCCUAAGAACAACAUUAGUUCCAACCCUACGGUGGUAAUAAAGCUAAAAAGGUCAUGGUGGCUCCAAUGGCACACCCGGUCUUUUUCCCCUGACUCGAAAGGUUGGUAGUUGCUUGUAGUUUUCUUUCAGAUAACCUAACCUGAUAGUGUAAAAAAUCUUUUAUUGUAUGAGCGUAUAGGACAUGGACUAGUGGACGUAAUAUCUAACCUGUCCAAUUACACUAUUUAAGUUAGGCAUUCCUAACUUUGUACAUUUGUUACCUCUCAAAAGAUGUAGUACCAGAAUACCACAAUUACAUGUAAGUUUCCUUAUAUGCAUUUGAUCCCAGCCAAGGCAUUGUAGCUAUGUAUAUCAAGUAUACAACGUUGACAAAGGUUACACAAAAGAUCAUCCCAUCAUGUGCAACUUGUAAUUGCAGUUUUCCUUCUAAUUUGCCUAAUUCAGAAGAUCAUAGUUAUUUGACGAAUGGACAUUUAGACACUGCAAUAGAUUGGAUACCUGGCAUGGAAGGCAUCCGUCUGAAAAACUUGCCAAGCUUCAUCAGAUCCACAGUCGACGAACCUAGCUACGUUUUCAUCAAAUUUAUAAUGGAAGAAAUCUUGGACAAAUUUCCCAAGUUCUCUGCGCUCAUUUUGAACACUUUCAACGCGCUAGAGAGUGACGUUUUGCAACAAAUUUCAAUCAAGUUCCCUGCAGUUAAUUAUACUAUUGGACCCUUUCACUCUUUGUUGAAUAAUCUAACACAAGACGAUGAUUUGAAAUCAAUAGGUUCAAAUCUAUGGAAAGAAGAUACUCACUGUUUCGAAUGGCUGAACAAUAAAAAACCAAAAUCAAUGGUUUAUGUAAAUUUCGGAAGUAUUACAGUGAUGAGCAAAAAGCAGCUAAUUGAAUUUGCAUGGGGACUUGCUAAUACCAAAAUGAAUUUCUUGUGGAUCAUUAGAUCAGAUUUAGUCAUGGGUGAUUCGGCCAUUUUGCCACAUGAAUUUCUCGCGGAGACUAGGGAAAGAGGUUUAUUAUGCGGUUGGUGUCCUCAAGAACAAGUUUUAAGUCAUCCAUCAAUUGGAGGAUUCUUGACACACUGUGGAUGGAAUUCGACUUUCGAAAGUAUAUCAUACGGUGUGCCAAUGUUGUGUUGGCCUUUCUUUGCUGAUCAACAAACAAAUUGUUGGUUUAAUUGUAAUCGUUGGGGUGUAGAGAUGGAAAUCGAUAGCAAUGUGAAGAGGGAAGUGAUUGAGGAACUUGUGAAAGAGUUGAUGAUUGGAGAAAAGGGCAAAGAGAUGAAAGAAAAUGCAUUGAAGUGGAAGAAAUUAGCAGAAGAAGCUCUCAGUUCUCCAGAUGGAUCAUCUUACAUGAAUUUUGAGAAGUUGGUUAAUAAAAUGCUAUUGCGAAAAGAAUCUUCACUUCUUUCAUUAGAUUGACAUGUCGAUAUAAUGA
Lycium barbarum (goji berry) is the source of this 1912-nucleotide messenger RNA. Its product is annotated as 7-deoxyloganetin glucosyltransferase-like. The transcript has 2 exons. Gene Ontology annotation, molecular function: UDP-glycosyltransferase activity. The record is from RefSeq and is a predicted model, not a curated record. Lineage: Eukaryota; Viridiplantae; Streptophyta; Magnoliopsida; Solanales; Solanaceae. Bases 823 to 1896 code for a protein of 357 amino acids.